AUGAAGUGCAGAAUUGAGGAUGGGGCUCACACAGCAAGGCACAGGCACAGUCGCCAUACACCGUCAGCGAAGGCGUGCUUCGACAGCAGCCAGGGGUCAGAAGUGGCGCCCCCUGAGGUGUGGAACAGCCUGCAGCCGCUAGUGGCGCUGUCAGCGCUGGUGGGGGUGCCGCCAUGCCGGCCCAGGUGGUCGGCCACGUUGGACGCUGUGUCACGCCUCUACAGCCUCGCUGUCCUCUGUUCCCUCGUCUACAUGGGUUACAGUGCAGCAGCGCGCGUCAUCCAGUCCUUCAGGCCCAGACCCAACUGCUACAGUUAUUUCGUGCCCAGACUGCUGGGUUGCGGUGUGGUCACCUCGGCUGCCUGCGCAUCCGUGCUAGCGCUCCUGGCAGCCCGUUGUGACUGGUUAUGCACUUUCUCGGCGGAGCUCCAGCGGGUAGACGACCUCCUGGGCGUCGACAAGUGGAAGGCACACCGCACCACCAAACUCUACCUGUUCAUCUCGCUGGGUCUUCUGAUGACAGCUUACAUCGGAAUCGUAACCUGGGACACCAUAAUUGCUUCCUAUUACGAUGUACUAACUGAGAUCAUUGUCUUUGUAAUCACCAUAACAUUUGAACAGUUCUUUAUUUUUGCUCUGAUCAUCAGAUACCGGUUCCUUAUGCUAAACGAAGCUGUGCUGCACAUGUUCUCUUAUCAAAAGGAGACCUUAAGCAUGACGAACAUCACAGCGACGACAAGUCGACAGUGUCACCUUUCCCCACUCUCUUUACCUAGUAAGCAAAACUCUCUGAAGCAAAGCACUUGGCCAGCGUCUUGCGACCAGCUGUUAACGGUAAAGGUCGCCCACAAUAAACUCUCCAAUUUAGCCAGUGCUUUGAAUGAAGUGUACACUGUUCCUAUUACAGCGAUGGUCUUGCAAGCACUGACCAGUGGCGUGCAAGUGAUUUUCAAUGUCCUGUUGCUCCUUUUAGAUGAGGAAGAAGACAAUAACGUGCUGGUCCUCCCAGACAUCUGCUAUGUUGUAAUGACUACAAUAAAUGUGGUAGCCCUCGCCUGCUGCUGUCAGUCCACUGUCUCACAAGCGAGAAGAACAGCCAGCAUAGCAGAGGACCUCAUUGUGGCCAAUGCAGCAGCUGGCGACAGCGAGGCGGCGUCCCAGCAGCUCCGCCAGCUGUCCAGGCAGGUGCGCCACAGCCCCGUGUCGUUCAGCGCGUGCUCGCUCUUCAGCGUCGACGCCACGAUGCUGGCGGCCUUCCUCUCCACUGUCGCCACCUACACCAUCAUCCUGCUACAAUUCGCCGUCUCCAACAAUAGUUGCAUCUGGAAAAAUUUUCCACUGGGUACUGUGGGAUCUGAUACCAAUGAGACUACUUCUCCAUUACCGUGAAACCCUAUGCAGCGCUUUGCUUUUGUAAUACUAGAAGAGUAUUCAGGGUUUCUCAAACCUUUUGGGUCAAAAUGGAACAGGUGGUAGUGGGGUCCACAACAGAUUAUAUUGAAACAGGGAGUCAACGGUCGGAAAUGCAUACACAUUGUACACCAUAUAACGACAAAGUAGCUGACAGUAACUGUUCAAAGCGACAACCGCCAGUCUCAGUGCUUGUACUGCAACAGAGCAAGCAGUUCUGCUGCACUCUCGCAGAGAUCCGUGAUGUCUGUUGAACACAGGAACAGGCAGUGGACGGUAGAGUACAAUCGUGAUCACCAAACAGACUUUACACAACUUAGUUCAUAGUAUGUGUGUCAUGUAACGACCACAUGCAUCGCACUGGAGCGUUAACCUGUGCUGCAUGCACACCACUAUCCCUUGUGUCAGUUGUCUAUUGCAACAGACAGCUUGUGAUGUGUCCAUGGUGAGGUGCGUUACUGUGUACAGUGCAUAAUGCACAGUUCAAGAAGGAACUUUACUUAUCACGAGACUUUGAAGACAAUUACUGUACAGUGCUGCAGGAUGUAGUGUCCUUAAAGCAGCACGAAUGUAUAGAGAACACUUCCCAACAGACGUCAUCCUAAUUACAAGAAGUUUAUCUCUGUGGAUAACAAUGUAUCAGAGAUUGGGUCGUUCAUGCCAAGGUUCCCAUCAAUGAAAUAUGUCGGAACUCCAGAUUUUGAGAAGAAGUUGCUUGAUUGUGUGGCCAAACACCCAUCAAUAAGGACCCAUCAACUUGUUCAUAAAAUACACACUUCGAAAGAUACUAUGUGGAGAAUACUGGUACAACAAAUAUUACACUCCUAACACAAAGAACGUGUGUAAGCCCUGGGACCAACUGUUUUUGAGGCCUGUGUUCACUUCUGUCAAUAGAUUAUCCCCCAAUAGUUCUGUAGUGCCGAACUUUGUACAGUUUUUAUUGCUCACGGAUGAGGACUCACUCACUUUUCGAAGGCGUUUUCAACACCCACAACAGUCACGUCUGGAGUAUGGACAAUCCACACGCAAUGCAUAUCGGUGGCCACCACCAAUGAUCCUCUGUCAAUGUAUGAGAGGGCAUUGUCCAAUGUCAUCUAAUAGGAAUUUAUUUGCUGCCUCCCCAUUAGUGUGGACCAUGUUAGCUGGUGUUCCUGCGAGAUGUGCUGCCACAGUUCUUGGAGACUGUACCUCUCGUUUUUCAUGAAGGGAUGUGGUUUCAGUGAGACGGAGUACCAGCUCACUUUGAUGUUAAUGUCCACGAGCACCUGAACAAAACGUAUCCUUUUUGUUGGAUUGGAAUGGGAGGUCCUGUGCCACAGGCAGUGCCAUCGCCAGAUCACACACUUGUGGACUUUUUCCUCGCGGGUUAUCAAGACUUUGGUGUAAGAAAAACCCUUAGAAACGAAUGAAGACCUGUUUGCUAGGGCCCAAACUACCUGUCUCCUGGUACAACAGACACCAGGGAUCCAUGAGAGAGUGCGGCAGAGCUUCGUGCACCUUGUCAUGCAUGCAUUGAAACUGGCGGUCCCCACUUUGAACAAUUAAUGUGAUCUAAGUUGUUAUUAUGCGGUGUACUCGUCCAUAGCACAAUAAAUACACAUUUCCGAUCAUUGCUUCCCUGUCUCAAUAUAAUCGGUUGUGGACCAGCUGUCAUAUGCUUCAAUUUGACUCAGAACGUUUGAGACACCCUAUAUAUUUCGUGUGUAGCCGUAGCAAGGUGAUCCUACGUGCCUGACAGAACAGCCAAAGCUGUGUCCCUCCCUCACCAUUAAGACAAACUUUCUGUAUUUUUUCAAAGCAAAAUUUUAAAAUUUUGUAAAUAGGUUUAAUAAUAAUUAACCCUUAUUGCAAAAUAUUACUAAAAUGAAAUAUACUGAUGAAAAAUACUGAACACAACAAAUUCAAGGUACUAUUAUAGU
Messenger RNA from Schistocerca americana (American grasshopper), 3329 nucleotides. RefSeq names its product gustatory receptor for sugar taste 43a-like. The transcript is spliced from 2 exons. NCBI's taxonomy places the organism in Eukaryota, Metazoa, Arthropoda, Insecta, Orthoptera, Acrididae. Gene Ontology annotation, biological process: sensory perception of taste. The record is from RefSeq and is a predicted model, not a curated record. Gene Ontology annotation, cellular component: membrane; neuronal cell body; axon. Bases 1 to 1389 code for a protein of 462 amino acids.